Messenger RNA from Rasamsonia emersonii CBS 393.64, 1356 nucleotides. Its product is annotated as Mitotic check point protein (Bub2). The coding region runs from base 1 to 1356 and encodes 451 amino acids. Gene Ontology annotation, molecular function: GTPase activator activity. The record is from RefSeq and is a predicted model, not a curated record. The transcript is spliced from 3 exons. Lineage: Eukaryota; Fungi; Ascomycota; Eurotiomycetes; Eurotiales; Trichocomaceae. Gene Ontology annotation, cellular component: mitotic spindle pole body. Gene Ontology annotation, biological process: negative regulation of septation initiation signaling; activation of GTPase activity.
AUGAUGACCUCCAAGCCGCCGUCGCAGCCGAACAACCUGCCCUCAGCCACUGUGGCCCCGUCGCCUCGAAGACUGCGGAGAUUCCAGUCGCAUCAGACCCUGUCCUCGAAUUCCUCCUCCUCGUCCUUCGCUCAGCAGCAUCAUCCAACGCCCGCCCAGCAUGGCGCCGUUCGGGCGCCGCGAGAUUCAGCCCCGAACGAGCAGUCGCAGAAUAAUAAUGCCCCCCGACUGCGUCGAGUGAGAUCCAACAGCGAUGCGGCGAGCACUAAGAGCAGCACUGUGGCUCCUUCUACCGUUUCGACGAGUACGACUGCUACCACCGCUACCAGACCACGGCGCCCGCCGAGGAAGACCGGCUCCUCGGGCUUUCCCAUCAAGAGAUCCAACCUGGAGACGCUGCUGCGCGAAGGCCCAGCGGACGGGAAGAUCGCUGAGGCAUUGCAGGAGUUGAGACUGCUGGUGCUGUCGACGAGGGUGGACGCAGAUAGCGACGGGAUGUCGUCCUAUCGGAUAUACCUGUGGUUAGCUCUUCUGAACAUCCCCGCCUUGCCGACAGACGACUACCUCUCGCUGGUGCACCGGGGCCGCUCGCCGGCGUACAUGAAGAUCCGGAACGACACCUUCCGGACGCUCGCGACGGAUCCUCUGUUCAAGCGCCGCGUCACCGAGGCCAGUCUGAUCCGGUUGUUGAACGCCGUCGCGUGGAAGCUGCACGAUGCGCAGAAUGCCCAGGAGCAGUCGUCGAGGAGGCGCGAGCUCGACAGUAAUACGCCGACGAUCGAGGAGGAACCCACCGGUGCGACGACGGCCGGGCCCUGCGAAGGAGGCGCCAAGUCGGCCAUCUACGUGCAGGGCAUGAACGUGCUGUGUGCGCCAUUCCUCUACGCAGCCCGCAGCGAGGUCGAGGCGUUUGCUCUGUUCCACUACUUCAUCACCAAGGAGUGUCCCGGGUAUAUCCGUGGGGCGAUGGACGGGGUGCAUCGAGGGCUGCAGCUAGUGGACCGGUGUCUGGAGAUCGUCGACGCAAAACUUGCCAGCCAUCUCUUCUCCCGGGGCAUGUACGCGGAGCUGUACGCAUUUCCGUCGGUGAUGACGCUCUGCGCCUGCACGCCCCCGCUGCCGGAGGUCUUGCACCUGUGGGACUUUCUGUUCGCGUAUGGGCCGCAUCUGAAUAUAUUGUGCAUCGUUGCGCAGCUAAAUCGGAUCCGCGACACGAUUCUACAGAGCGAGAGCCCAAACAAAGUCCUGCGAAACCUCCCACCCCUCGACGCAGAGAAGAUAAUCGGCCUGACCGUUUCGUUUGUCCCGAAGAUCCCUGAAGAUCUCUAUGCGGAGUUGGUCGAGCACGCCAAGUAG